Triticum turgidum subsp. durum (durum wheat) is the source of this 1590-nucleotide messenger RNA. The record is from the annotation of a GenBank genome assembly. NCBI's taxonomy places the organism in Eukaryota, Viridiplantae, Streptophyta, Magnoliopsida, Poales, Poaceae.
AUGCCUUCUUCCUCCUCGUUCGCAUCGGCGAAGGCGGAGGCGAGGAACUGGGCGGAGCUGCCGUUGGACGCGAUCUCAUCCAUCCUCCAUAAGCUCGACCACGUCGACAUCCUGAUGGGGCCCGGCCAAGCGUGCCGCUCCUGGCACGUCGCCGCCCGCGACGAGCCUGAGCUGUGGCGCCGCAUCAGCAUGCUUGGCCACGCCGAUCUCUCCCGCAACCUCAACCUCCACGGGAUGGCGCAGGCCGCCGUCCGCCGCAGCGCGGGGAGGUGUGAGGCGUUCUGGUGCGAGCACGCCGGCGGCCACGACUUCCUCCUCCGCCUCGCCGACCAAGCACCAUCUCUCAAGAGUCUUCGCCUCAUUUCAUGCUAUAAAUUUAGUGAUGAAGCACUUAUGGAGGCGAUAGUGAAAUUCCCUUUGCUUGAGGAGCUCGAGCUUGCAUUGUGUUCAAAUGUGGGUGAGAGUGGCGUGUUGGGGGUUGUUGGCAAAGCAUGCCCACAACUGAAGAGCUUCAGACUGAUUAAGGAUGUGUUGUAUGAUUCUGAAGCUAGUGACUACGACAAGGAUGAUGAAGCCAUGGGGAUUGCAACCAUGCGUGGGCUACGCUCUUUGCAGCUGUUUGGCAAUGGCCUGACAAAUAAAGGACUGACAACUAUCCUGGAUAAUUGCUGCCACCUGGAGUUCCUUGACAUUCGUCACUGCUUUAACGUCUACAUGGACAACACCCUGCGCACAAAGUGUGCUAGGAUAAGCACACUUUGGCUUAUCCUGCCAAAAUUGGGUGAUGUCAGCAUGAGAGAGCAAUUUAUUCGCCCACAAGCAUCUGAUAGGGGAUUUCCCAGAAUAAUAUCUUCCUCAUCCAUGGAUUCUCGGGGUGAUCUUUCUACCAUUGAGAAUCAGGUGUGCAAGCUAAUCGAUGAUUUGAGAAGCGAUUCCAUAGAAUGUCAAAGAUCAGCGACAUCAGAGAUUCGCCUUCUAGCUAAGCACAACAUGGAGAAUAGGAUUGUCAUUGCAGAUUGUGGGGCUAUAAACUUGCUGGUUGGUCUUCUUCAUUCACCGGAUGCCAAGAUCCAAGAAAAUGCAGUGACAUCCCUCCUCAAUCUGUCCAUGAGUGAUAACAAUAAGAUUGCCAUCGUGAAUGCAUAUGCUAUUGAUCCUCUCAUCCAUGUCCUGGAAACAGGGAACCCUGAAGCUAAAGAGAAUUCAGCAGCUACUUUGUUCAGUCUCUGUAUUACUGAAGAAAACAAAGGUCGCAUUGUGCAAGCUGAUGCGGUGAAGCACCUAGUUAAGCUUAUGGAUCCUGCUGCUGGAAUGGUCGACAAAGCUGUAGCUGUCUUGGCAAAUCUUGCUAUGAUAGCAGAAGGGAGGACUGCGAUUGGGCAGGCGCGUGGUAUUCCAGCCCUUGUUGAUGUUGUCGAACUGGGUUCGGCGAGGGGGAAGGAAAAUGCUGUUGCGGCAUUGCUUCAGCUAUGCAAAAACAGCAACAAAUCUUGCAGCAUAGUUCUUCAAGAGGGUGCUUUGCCCCCUUUAGUCACACUGUCACGGUCAGGAACACCGCGAGCAAGAGAGAAGGUUUUCCACUUCCGAUAA